Molecule: messenger RNA, 4180 nt
Organism: Papilio polytes (common Mormon)
Lineage: Eukaryota; Metazoa; Arthropoda; Insecta; Lepidoptera; Papilionidae
Product: multidrug resistance protein 1A-like
Exons: 23
Coding region: 331-4098 (1255 amino acids)
Biological process (GO): transmembrane transport
Cellular component (GO): membrane
Molecular function (GO): ABC-type transporter activity; ATP hydrolysis activity; ATP binding
Source: RefSeq, a predicted model, not a curated record
AAAUUUAACUUAGUUAAAUUAGUCGUAAUUUUUGUUAGAUAUAUUUUUCAUCCCAUUUAUGGGCCCAUUUGUGGCUAAAAUAAUUUUAACUCUCAAUAUCUAAAAAUAUUUCAUCAUUCUUAAAGGUUCAUAUACUGAGUUUUGUAUUUCUGGUGCCAAUUUGUGACAUUUUUUAUACGAUAUUGUAACUGAAAGGUUUAUACGACGCGCGAAUUUAUCUAUUUGAUAAGUGGUUUCAUAGAUAGUUGAAUUGUGACAGUGGGACAGUGCGAACGCAUUUUACAGACAGUUGUGAUAUUAAAUUAAAGUGAUGAAGUUUUAAAAAUCGCAAUGAAAACAGCGAAGAAAAAGUACAGAGUCAAUGAUUUGACAAAUGUCGAAUUUACCAAAAAUGCCUCCACAAGCGAUAAAGAUAGUUCAUCUGAGUCGGAACCGCGAACAGAAGAAUUACCUAGCAUAUCAUUUUUCACUCUAUUUAGGUUCGCGACAACCAAAGACAAAGUUUUCAUAGCAUUCGGGAUAAUAUUUUCAAUAAUAUGUGGUAUAACGACGCCUCUGAACACACUUCUGUUUGCAUCUCUACUUCAAAGUAUGGUGGACUUCGGGAUUUCGGUUAUAGUGGGUACGCCACAGAACGAUGAAUUUCUGAAGGAUUUAAGUUUCUUUGCUAUCUACAACUGCUUGCUUGGAGUUGCACUUGUCGUGUUAUCUUAUGGAGCGACUGUACUCAUGAAUAUAGCUGCUUUUAAUCAGGUUUAUAAAAUUCGUCAGGAAUAUCUAAAAGCGGCACUAAACCAGGACUUUGAAUACUUCGAUAUGCAUCAGACUGGUGACUUUGCAUCUAAAAUGACAGAUGACGUGGUGAAACUCGAAGAUGGAAUAGGAGAGAAGCUCGGUACAUUCAUCUUCUACCAGUCGUCUUUCGUCAGUUCUGUCGCCAUGGCGCUGAUUAAAGGAUGGAAACUUGCGUUGCUUUGCUUAAUUACCUUCCCCGUUACACUCCUCCUGGUUGGAAUGGCGGGUUUGAUUGCUUCACGAUUGUCCAAAAAAGAGGCGAUUUCAUCUGGCAAGGCGGGCUCAGUUGCUGAAGAAGUGUUGUCCGCAAUGCGCACAGUGUACGCCUUUAGUGGACAAGAGAAAGAAAUAGAGCGAUAUAAAACACAUUUAGAUGACGCUCGAAAAAUUAACAUCAAAAAAGGAUUCUUCACUGGAUUAGCGAUGGGUUUUCUAUUCUUUUGUAUAUUUUCCUCUUACGCGCUGUCCUUCUGGUUCGGCUACAAGCUUAUGGUAGAUGAGCCAGAAAACUACGACGUCAACACUAUGAUUGCUGUCUUUUUUGGCGUGAUGAUGGGGUCAGCUAACUUCGGCAUCUCGUCAACAUUGAUGGAGGUGUUUGGUAUAGCACGUGGCGCGGGGGCACAGAUCUUUCACCUCAUCGACAUGGUGCCCUCCAUCAAUCCGCUCCUCAACCGAGGAGUUGUUCCCAGUACUGCUGAAGGACAUAUCGAAUUGAAGGAUGUUUAUUUCCAUUAUCCUUCAAGACCAGACGUCCCGGUUUUAAAAGGCGUAAGCUUGAGUGUGAAGAGAGGUCAGUCGGUGGCGCUAGUGGGGCACUCGGGCUGCGGCAAGUCCACCAUCAUACAGCUUAUAUCGCGAUACUACGAUGUAGUCGACGGCAGUGUGUACGUGGAUGACAAAGAUGUUCGCGACCUAUCAGUGCGCUGGCUGCGACAGCAGGUCGGGUUAGUGGGGCAGGAGCCGGUGCUGUUCAAUACCACCGUGCGGGAGAACAUCCGCUACGGCCGCGAAAACGCCACCGACGAUGAGAUAGAGGCCGUUGCGAAACAAGCUAAUGCACAUCACUUCAUUAUGAAGCUGCCUGCGGGUUACAACACAUUGGUAGGCGAGCGCGGGGCGUCACUGUCAGGCGGACAGAAGCAGCGUAUCGCUAUCGCACGUGCUUUGAUCCGCAACCCACGAAUACUGCUGCUGGACGAGGCCACCAGCGCACUGGAUACAGCUUCAGAGUUUAAAGUACAAGCGGCGCUAGACAGGGCACAAAAAGGUCGAACAACGAUAGUCGUCGCUCAUAGAUUAUCAACGAUUAGAAAUGUAGAUUUAAUCUACGUGUUCAAAAGUGGCACAAUCAUCGAGCACGGUAACCACGAGGAACUGAUGAAACUUAAAGGACAUUAUUAUGAUAUGGUAACAAUACAGUCGUCGCCAGAAGGAGAGGAUACUUCGGAUUCAUCAAAGAUCGCAGAUAAAGAUAUAGGAGAAGCUGAGGAAGAUGAAGAUGAAAAAAUACCAACUAAAUUAGACGUAAAAGAGGACAUUGAAAACGACAGUGAAAUAUCAUUUAGAAAAGUGAUUCGUCUAAACUCACCUGAAUGGAAGUCGAUUACAGCGGCCAGCGUUUGUUCAAUAUUAAGUGGUAGUGGCAUGCCUCUUUUAGCUGUUAUUUUGGGUGAUUUCUUAGGAGUUUUAUCUAAUCCAAACGCAGACGAGGUGAUUGCAGAAGUACGAAAAUUUGCGCUUAUUUUCGUUGGAUUAGGCGUGUUAACAGGAAUCUCAAACUUUAUCACGGUUUUCAUGUACGGAAUAGCCGGAGAACAUCUAACAGCUCGUUUGAGGUUACUAAUGUUCGAUAAACUCCUACAACAAGAGAUUGCGUUCUUUGACGACACAAAUAAUUCCACCGGAGCUCUUUGCGCACGCCUCGCCGGGGAAGCAGCGACUGUUCAAGGGGCUACCGGUCAAAGAAUCGGUACUGUCCUACAAGCGGUCGGAACAUUCACUUUCGCAUUAACCCUUUCGCUGAUAUACGAGUGGAGAGUAGGUUUGGUCGCAAUGGCGUUCGUGCCAGUCAUAUUUGCCAUUCUGUACAAAGAAGGUAGAAUGGUGAGCGCCGAGUCUUUCGGCACAGCACAAACAAUGCAGAGUAGUUCAAAGUUGGCAGUGGAAGCGGUAGCCAAUGUCCGCACAGUCGCAUCUCUUGGCAGAGAAGAGACUUUUGUGAAUGAAUACGCACUCCAACUAAUGCCGGCGUUGAUCAGCGCCAAGCGGACGACUCACUGGCGAGGGAUCGUGUUUGGACUCUCCAGGGGUCUCUUUAACUUUGUGUAUUCCGCUGCAAUGUACUACGGAGGGACGCUUAUGGUUUAUAGCAACGUUCAUUACUCAGUUGUACUCAAGUCAGCUCAAGCAUUACUAAUGGGAGCAUCUUCAGCAGCCCAAGCAUUCGCCUUUGCUCCCAAUUUCCAAAAAGGAAUUAAAGCAGCUGGACGUAUCACUGUUCUUCUCAACAAAAAAUCUACCAUCACAGAUCCGGAUAGGCCUGCCGUCGAAAACUUUAAAGGCACGGGUCAAGCCAGUUUACAAGACGUCGACUUUAAAUAUCCGACACGCCCUCUGAUACAAGUACUGAAGAAGUUCAAUUUAGAAAUAGAAAAAGGCAAAACGUAUGCUUUAGUGGGCGCUAGCGGUUGUGGGAAGAGCACUGUCAUACAACUUCUGCAAAGAUAUUACGAUCCAGAUGGCGGUAUAGUGGCAUAUGAUGGCAUACCGUUACCAAAAUUGCGACUAAAAGAAGCUCGACAACCUAUCGGCUUUGUACAACAGGAACCUAUCCUGUUUGACAGGACCAUUGGAGAAAAUAUCGCAUACGGUGAUAACUCGCGGAAACCAAACAUGGAUGAAAUUGUUUCAGCAGCUAAACAAGCUAACAUUCACAAUUUCAUAGUAUCGUUGCCAAUGGGUUAUGAUACAAACAUUGGUUCGAAAGGCACACAACUGUCAGGUGGACAAAAACAGCGUGUAGCUAUCGCUCGAGCGCUGAUACGACGGCCCAAGAUAUUGUUACUUGAUGAGGCAACUAGCGCUCUGGACACCGAAAGCGAAAAGGUCGUGCAAGAGGCUCUGGAUGCUGCGAAGGCAGGUCGCACGUGCGUGAUGAUAGCUCACCGGCUGAGCACGGUGCGCGACGCGGACCGCAUCUGCGUGCUGCGCGACGGCGUCGUGGCGGAGAGCGGCUCGCACCAGCAGCUCAUGCAGGCGCAGGGGCUCUACUACAACCUCAACAGACGAGGAUAUGCAUAGUCCAUAUCCCUAUAUUAAGUUAUUGUAAAUUUAUUGUCAAUGUUAUAUUAGUUUUAAUUAAAAUACUUUUUUUUUAUUAAAA